Messenger RNA from Plasmodium relictum, 477 nucleotides. Its product is annotated as conserved Plasmodium protein, unknown function. Lineage: Eukaryota; Apicomplexa; Aconoidasida; Haemosporida; Plasmodiidae. The transcript has a single exon. The annotation marks the transcript as partial. The record is from RefSeq and is a predicted model, not a curated record.
GAAAAAUUAGUUGAAAAAAAACCAGAAAAAACAGUUUUUGAAUCACAAAAAAGCGAAAAGAGUACAGCAGAUGUAAGAGCUUGUGAAAGAUUAGUUGAAAAAAAACCAGAAAAAACAGUUUUUGAAGCUCAAAGAUGCGAAAAGAGUACAGCAGAUGUAAGAGCUUGUGAAAGAUUAGUUGAAAAAAAACCAGAAAAAACAAUUUUUGAAGCUCAAAGAUGUGAAAAGAGUACAGCAGAUGCAAGAGCUUGUGAAAAGUUGGUUGAAAAAAAACCAGCAAAAACAGUUUUUGAAGCUCAAAGAUGCGAAAAGAGUACAGCAGACGCAAGAGCUUGUGAAAAGCUGGUUGAAAAAAAACCAGAAAAAACAAUUUUUGAAGCUCAAAGAUGUGAAAAGAGUACAGCAGAUGCAAGAGCUUGUGAUAAAAUAAAAGAAGUUAUGAAAAGAAAUUUGUCUGAUGAAUGUCACACCUUUUAA